Molecule: messenger RNA, 1803 nt
Organism: Magnolia sinica
Lineage: Eukaryota; Viridiplantae; Streptophyta; Magnoliopsida; Magnoliales; Magnoliaceae
Product: cytochrome P450 734A1-like
Exons: 4
Coding region: 82-1596 (504 amino acids)
Molecular function (GO): heme binding; oxidoreductase activity, acting on paired donors, with incorporation or reduction of molecular oxygen; iron ion binding
Source: RefSeq, a predicted model, not a curated record
GAUUACAAACAUUCAAUAUUACAUUUUGGGUUACACUUCAAAACCCAUCUCUCUCUGUGUCUACUUCACCAUUUCCAUACAAUGCAUCUCUCUCUCUUUCUCACAUACUUCUUCGUUUCCCUCCUCUUUUUUCUCCUCCUUAAAUCCAUAUACUCCUUCAUAUGGGUGCCAUACAGGCUACAAGCUCAGUUCAUCAGGCAAGGCCUACGUGGUCCACCUCGCCGUCUGAUCAACGGCAAUGCAGGGGAUGCUCGGGAGUUGAUUGCGAAAGCCCAAGCCGACCCAUUGCCUCUAGGCCACGACAUCGUGCGCAGGGUCAUCCCUCAAUACUACCACUGGUCAAAGAUCUACGGUAAGACGUUCAUCUAUUGGUUUGGAACCACCCCACGGCUGGCGAUAGGCGAGUCGGAGCUGAUCAAGGAGGUGUUGAUGAACUCUGGUGGGGCCUUCGAGAAGCUGACCAUGAAUCCUCUAUCAAGGCAGUUGCUUGGGAAUGGGGUGGUGAACUUGAAGGGAGAGAAGUGGGCCCAGCAUAGGAAGAUUGCUAACUCGGUGUUGAAUAUGGAACGAGUCAAAGGUUGGGUGCCUUGGAUCGUAGACAGCUGUGAGAAGAUGCUGGAAAGAUGGGAGAGAGAGGGUGAAAAAGCGCGGGAAUUCGAAUUGGAGGUGUUUGGAGAGCUCCAGAAUCUCACAUCCGACGUUAUCUCGAAAGCGGCUUUUGGAAGCAGCUACGAAGAGGGAAAGCUCGUCUUCCAAUUGCAGGGACAGCAAACGUACCUGGUCUCACAGGCUUUACGCACUCUUUACAUUCCUGGAUUCAGGUUCUUGCCUACAAAGAAGAACAUAAUGCGGUGGAAGCUAGACACAAAAAUCCGCGAUUCCCUGCGAAAGUUGAUUCAGAAGAAUGGGGAAGUGAGUAGAAAUUCUGGGAACCUGCUGGAUGUGAUGAUCUUGGCCAAUAAAAAUGAAGCUGAAGGAGAGAGAAUUGGAAACGAUGAAAUGAUAGAUGAGUGCAAGACGUUCCACUUUGCAGGGAAGGAAACAAGUGCUAACCUUCUCACAUGGACUCUUCUCCUCCUUGCAAUGCACCCAGAGUGGCAGCGCAAGGCCCGUGAAGAAGUUCUCAGUGUUUGUGGCCCCCUUGAGCCUCCUUCCAUAGAGAGCUUGAACCACCUCAAAACUGUAGGCAUGAUACUCAACGAAACUCUCAGGCUGUACCCUCCGGCAGUGAUGCUGAUGAGAGAAACAUGCAAGGACGUGAAGCUGGGGAACUUCGACGUCCCAGCCGGCACGCAGAUCUACCUGCCGAUGAUCGCUGUCCAUCACGAUCCCGAUCUCUGGGGAGAAGAUGCAGGGGAAUUCAAUCCGUUGAGAUUUUCCGAUGCAAGAAAGAAUUUAGGUGCAUUCUUCCCGUUUGGAUUGGGGCCCAGGGCUUGUGCGGGCCCCAAUCUGUCGUUGGUCGAGUCGAAGAUCGCCUUGUCCAUGAUCCUACGUCGAUUUUCGUUCUCGGUCUCGCCAGCAUACGCUCAUGCACCCAUGUUCGUGAUAACCUUGUACCCGCAAUAUGGGGUCCACGUCCUCUUCCAGAAGAUUUGAAAUUUCAACGUGUGGAUCCAGAUCCUCUACUUGCCACAAACAGGAUGAUUGAGCUACAUCAUCGUACUAUAGUGUGAGUGAUGAUGUGGACCAAUCAGGAUGUGGAAAAAUAAAAAUUUUCUGUUUAUGUCGAGGAUCCAUAUCCCUGUAUUAAUGUACUGUAUUUCUAUAAUUAAUAAAGCUUUCGUGUUUUCUUUUGCUUGAUAA